Molecule: messenger RNA, 3713 nt
Organism: Effrenium voratum
Lineage: Eukaryota; Dinophyceae; Suessiales; Symbiodiniaceae
Source: the annotation of a GenBank genome assembly
UGAAAAGUAAUUGCCAAACUCUGCCUGGCCAACCUUGGCGCCCCGGCUUGGAACGCCCUCUUGCUGAAAUGAAUGAGCCGUUUGCCAGGACGUUUAGCAUCAGCACUGUCCAUUUGUCCAACUCGCCUCGCGCCCUAUGCCCCAUGCUUAUUAUUGGCCAUGGAUUGCUGCUGUCACGGUGUUGACCGGGGUGGCUGGUGAAAUGUGCUUGUCGGACGGAGUGCCCGAGGAAUCGCGUUCCUACAUCCUCGAUGACCUUGGCAAAAGCAUUCCGAUUGGAUUCUUGAAGGGAGCUAUGCCAUCGUCUGAUGUGUUGACAGAGAUGUUGGUCCUCAUGGUCCAAGAAGGUCUUGGUUUUCAUGCCGCUGUUCACGUAAGCGCUAAUCCGACUGCCCCUAUCUAUGCCUUGGCGGGCUGCAUCGAAUUUGAUUACUUCACGUACAUGAUGAGGUGCCAAGUGAACGAAACUCAAGUUCAUGUGGCGGUGGAUGCUUGGAUUGGGAGCUAUGCUAAAGCCUACAGACAGUUCGAGACAGACUAUCCUGCUAGUUCCCCGGUGGACUUAGGGUCCAUGGGCUACGCUGGCGAGGAUUCCAUGUACAUUUCCCAGCGAGUUCUUCAAGCUGCUUAUCAGGCUGAGGGCUUGGCUUUAGACUACUACAAGAGCUACAACAGGACGUACCACAACGCCAAGCAGUACUUUGACUCCAUCUCCGACAUCCCCAUCUCGGAAUUGAAGCCAUGCAAUUCUACAGACUUCACCAGCUCAUCCAGAAUGGGAUUUUACGCCCAGUACUCCGGGGAUAGUGGAGGAGUGGAGUUACAGCCAGACGGCGCGUACAUUGGCGUCUGCCCGGACGGCUACUGGUGGUUGGCUCCUGCUUGCCGCGACAAUGCCGCAGAGUGCAUCCCGGUGCUUACUGCAUUCUGGGGCUGGAAUCUCCAGGCACUGAUGCAAUUGACAGCCGAAUAUGGCAUCCCAGCCGCCAUCGGCGUCUCCGCAAAUUUUGUGAAUCAUGUACGCACGGUGCGGAGCCUGUUCUUUUGGUACGCGCCCGACACUAUGUUCAUUGAGCUGCUGCCGUCACGGAUUGUGUUCCCUCGGCACAGCCCGAGUGCCUGGGCACGCGGGGACCAGAGCACCGCGAUGCCUGAUAUCUACAUUGCCAAGAUGGCGAGCAACAACCUGCAACAGAAGGCGCCGAGAGUGCAGCAAUUUGUGGCUAACAUCAACUUUGAGCUGCCAGAAGUCCAGAAUUUGAUGUUGGAAUUGAAGAGAGCAGGAGAAGGUUCAGCACGGAAUGUGUCAUGCCAGUGGAUGAAAGACAACAGAAACAAGUGGGAGAGCUGGGUGCCGAUCGACACAGCCUGCCUUGAGGGCUUUGGCUUGAUCGAUGGACAAGGCGCCUUCCUGGACAACCGCACCGAUGCCGCAGGGUGCGGCUUGUGCCCCGCUGGGAGGGCCUCGGAGGAAGUGGUGGACGUGACUGGCAGGACCUUUCGGUGUGCCCAAUGCCCGCCGGGCCAUUUCCAGUCCAAGACCUACUCCACCAGCUGCGAGCGAUGCCCCAAGGGCAGCUAUAGCAACUCGUACGGCAACGUGGAAUGCCAGUACUGCGGCCAGGGCUUUUAUGAAGAGCAGGAGGCACAGACCUCAUGCACGAAGUGUCCGGCCAGCAGGACCACACAGCUGUUGGGGGCCAUAAGCCUGGCAUCCUGCGUUUGUACGGAAAGCCACAUCGACGACGGAGGCGUUUGCACCUUUUGCGGAGAUGGGCUUUCUUGCCCUUUGGGCAGCACCCUAUCGCUGCUCCAGAGUGUGAACGACACCGGUGCGCAGCUCCCACAUGUGCUGGGCGGCUACCACAGUGAUCCGGCGGCACCUUUGCAAGUCUACAAGUGCCAGGAUAACUUCUGUCCUGGUGGCUCCCCUGGAACUUGCAAGGGCGGGCGCCAAGGUCUGACCUGUGGGGAUUGCCCGGCGGACCACUACUGGGCAAGCAACGAGUGCACGCGCUGCGGGGCCGUGAUGUGGGCCUGGAUCCUGGCGUUGGUCACGGUGGUCGUGGGCAUCUUCAGAUCAUACUACCUGCUCACAUCCUCAUACACCGCGAAGGCUUCCGUCAUGGGAUGCACCACUGCCAGCUUGGGCAUGAUGCUUGCCUUGUUCCAGAACUUGGGGGUCUUGAGCAUGGUGGAUGUCAAGUGGCCCGACGAAGUUUCGAACCUGCUCGCGUUCGCUUCCAUCUUCACGUUCAACUUGGAUGCUCUGGGGUUCAGUUGUCUUUCCCACGGCAACGUGUACCGCUACACAGGCACCGCGCUGUUCUUCCUGGUGGUGGUCCUGGCACUGCCCGCCACCGGCGUGGUCACCCAGCUCCUGCUGGUCAUGAAGAAGCGGGGCCUGGCCUGGGAGAAGUUCAAGACCUACAGCACAACGGGCCAAUUCUUGCAAGUGAGCUUCACCACUAUGGCGAAUGUAGGGUUGAUGCCCUUCAUGUGCUACAAGCAUCCCACCGGAGAAGAGAGCGUCCUGAAGUACACGGAGGUGCUGUGUGGUUCCGGGGAGCACCUGGUCAUGCAGAUCGUGGGCAGCCUGGUGGUGCUGCUCGCGGGGCUCUUCUUCUCCGGGAGCUGCUUCGCGGCCUGGGUGGCGCCGAGUUUGUCUGGGAGACCGUCCCUUGCCGCCAUCCGGUUCCUCGUCUUCCGCUUCAGGCAAGAAAUGUGGCUUCUGAACCUGGGCCGCUUGCCGGAUGCCAACGACCUCUUUACGAACCUGACACACAUCGCGGAGUCCAUCAGUCAGGAUUCGAGGACGAAGCAGAUGGUGUCGAGCCUCGAGAAGCUCUCGGUCUAUGAUUUGAAUGUUGUCAUGCGCGCAAUCGAUGUCCUAGCAGACGACCUGGAAAUGGAGGUGUCACGCGGCGCCUACAGCUCCCGCAUCUCCAUGUCGACGAGGUCCUUCCGGGCCUCCGAGGUGAAGUUCAACACGCAGGCGAAUCAGGCGCAACAUGUGCCCGACAAGAACAAUGAGAAAGUGGCCUUGCCAACUCUUGAUCCCGCUCAAGUCACUUGGCUGUGAAGGCAUAGGAAUGCAAACAAGGCGGCGCCCAAAACCGAGGGUUUGCUGGACGUUUGGUUCCUGCGCUACCUUGCAUCAUUGCCGUGUCAGCUCGCACCGUUAACAACGUUCGUGCUAUGAGCUGGGCCACAUCUUUGAACACGGAAAACAGUGCUGAAGUGUGGCUCACAAAGCUCAUUUUUUAAUCUGUGCUGUCUGCUUGGAUGUGUCCUUGCCUCAGGUGUCGUUUGAGGCCAUGUUAUGGCACGUUUCAGUUUGAUUCCAACCAUUUAGCAGUGCCAUCUAUUUGUCCAACAGGACACCCAAGGGCCUUGAAUGCUUCCUCGUUCCUUAUUAGCCUGACGUGCAGAAAAGCUGAACACUGCUUGCGGUGCAGUUAUUGCCCUCGGACGAUCAGCAGAUGGUUGUACUUCAUUUGCGGGGAGCAGCGCAGGUGUCCUAUAUAGAGGGCCAUGCUCAUUCUGCAAGCGAAACUUGGACAAUGCAAAUGGUGCUUCCGUAUGCUGAUGUUCAUGUUUAUCACACAUUGCAGUUCUGCGGCCAACAACCAGAGCUCUGUGUGAUCGCGAAGAAUAUCUUGCUUGGCGUAUGUCAAAGCAGUCACCGUUUCAGUCGUUCCAGUUGCAGCCUG